AUGUCUCAAACGACAUUAACAACAUUUUUUAACAGUAGAAAAAGACCAGCAACGGAAGAUAUCGCGAGUACGAAGAAUAAAAUAGCACACUUGGAACGUUUAGAUCCAAUCACUAAAACGGGAAGAAAAUCUCCAUUUCCUAAAAAUGAUUUACUGCUACAUAAUGGCAAAGAAUUAAACACCGUCACCAAAGUUGAAAAUUCCAAGAAACUAGAUUCGGAGCAGAAGUUGACCAAAAAACCUGAAAAUACGUCAGAGCAACAGAAAGCUGUUGCCUUCAGUAAAAAAAUCAAUGUCUCUAAUAUUGCUAAAAACAGUGAAACCUCCAAAACGGAACACGUCACUCAAGCUCGGAAAGAACUAUGUUUGGGUGAUAUCAAAAAGAAGUUAGCUAGCAGCAGCAGAUUGUCUGAAUUGAGAGCUACAGCGGAACGUCUUAGCAAAGGUAUACAGGAAUUAAAAGAGAGUAGUGACAAAAAGAACUUAAAAGAGUUUAAAUCUAUUAAUGUGGAUGUACCCCAGAGUCCUAGUAAAAAAUCAUUGAAUCGUCAUGAGUUCUUGUCACCUACGAAACAAGACAGUGUCACAACUCAGCAGUUACCUUUGCUGUCUCCAAGAAAAGUUAUUGUUAGUCCUAUCAAAAGUCCAAGCAAAGUACCAGCGUACAUCAGACAUGCAUCUUUGGCUGCUUCAUCUAAUCUUCAGUUGCCACAUCACUAUAGAUUUCUGGCUGAGCUAUUCCGAGGUAUGGAAACGGUUGUCGCACUACUCUAUAACAGGAAUGAAAAAAUCACUUUCAAUAAACUGAAGCCUUCAAUCCAAGAAAUGCUCAAGAGAAGCUUCUCUGAAAAACAUUUGGCACAAAUAAAAUAUUUAGUCCCUGACUUUUACAACUUCGAAGUGCAAAAGAUUAAGAGUUUCACAUCUUCAAAUCACAAAGAAACAUUUGAACUCAUCAUAUCUCCCAAUUUUCCUAAUGAUAUCAAAAUCAUGAAUCCGAGCGUUCUCCUUGAAAGGAGGAGAUACUUCUACAAUACUUUACUUCAAUUGGUUAAAAAGCAUCAUGCCCAAUUUCUCUCAACUCUGGAUCCUCCGAUCGAAAUUCCUGAUAAUAAGUUAGUAAGAUGGCAUCCUGAGUUUGAACUGGAAAAGAUUCCAGACAUUGAUGGAGCUAAACUGCCAGAAUUGCCAAAUACCGAAAAAUUCUCUUCAGCCCAAGAUGUUCUUGCGAAAGCCAGAGAGCUUUUUAAAUGUAAUACUAAAAUGGAAAGAGCACUCGAAAAACUUGCACAAGCUAAAGCCAGAGGUUUAACUGAACAAGAAAAAGCAGUCACUGGUUUGAAUGAUUCCCCAAAGAAGGAUGUAUCUACUCAGAUAAGCAAACCUUCGACGAGCGGGAUACAAAUUUUAAACCCUGCACUUCGUAACCUACCGGCGGCCUUAUUGGAAAAAGUCAAAGCUAAACAAGCUGCUAAAGCAUUCGAAGCAAUGACCAGAUCUACAGAAACUGAACACAAGUACCUGGUUUACACUCGCCUUCCAGAUUUGGCGAGGACUUUAAGGAAUAUAUUCGUUACGGAGAGGAAGAAUGUACUCGCACUCAAUAUAGUGCUCUCGAAACUCGAUAGCAGUUUCAAAUCUAACGUCUCAGCUAAUGAUUUACAAAAGGAUAUAAAGCUUUUGACCGAGGAAGUACCAGAUUGGAUCAAACUGCAUGAAAUAAGAAACGCCACUUAUCUGAAGCUAGACAAAAAUACAGAUUUGAAGACAAUAACUUCAAAGCUCGAAGCUGCUGCUCAAAAAUACAAAGAUUAA
This is a messenger RNA of Danaus chrysippus (African queen), 1815 nucleotides long. The record is from the annotation of a GenBank genome assembly. Lineage: Eukaryota; Metazoa; Arthropoda; Insecta; Lepidoptera; Nymphalidae.